Rhineura floridana is the source of this 6562-nucleotide messenger RNA. It is a transcript of the gene CDYL2, whose product is annotated as chromodomain Y like 2. Lineage: Eukaryota; Metazoa; Chordata; Lepidosauria; Squamata; Rhineuridae. Bases 324 to 1847 code for a protein of 507 amino acids. Gene Ontology annotation, molecular function: transcription corepressor activity. The record is from RefSeq and is a predicted model, not a curated record. The transcript is spliced from 7 exons. Gene Ontology annotation, cellular component: nucleus.
GGCAAAGCCACACACGCACAGCUACACACACACGACUCCCUCACGCACAUGCAGAGCACCGCUCUGUCCCCGCUCCACGAAGGCUGCGAUCGGUGGUUACGCCAGCCUGCCAACCCGCCCGCCUCUCGCCGUCUCCCCUCGACUCCGAUUCUGCGCACACCGCCUGUCAUUCGGCACAGCACAGUUUUUCUCGCUCCGCUCGGAGAGGGCGAGAGCGAAAACACCCAGCGCGAGGGCGAGGGAGCCACCGAGCCAGGCAGGCAAGCGGCAGCAGCCCGGCCAGAGCGAGGCGCCCGGCAGGAGCCCGAGUCCCGCAGCCCAGCAUGGCUUCGGGGGACCUUUAUGAGGUUGAAAGGAUUGUAGACAAAAGGAAGAACAAAAAAGGUAAAUGGGAAUAUCUUAUACGAUGGAAAGGUUACGGGAGCAAUGAAGACACAUGGGAACCAGAGCAUCACUUAUUGCACUGUGAGGAAUUUAUCGAUGAGUUCAAUGGACUGCAUGUCACGCGAGAAAAGCGAGCAAAGCCUGGGAAACAAGCCAGCACCCCCAAAUUUUUGCGCGAGAGCAGAGGCUCGUCCCUCGACAAAAUAUCGCAUAGGUCGUCUGACUCUGGGAAGAGCAAAGGGUUGUCCCAUAAAAGGAAACGCAUGGCCCCGUCAUUUCAAAAGCCAAAAAAGGGUUACACGGCAAAACCAGUGUCUUCAGGCGAUAGAGCUGCUAAAACAGUAUCGUACCGGACUACUCCCAGUGGCUUGCAGAUCAUGCCAUUGAAAAAGCCGCACAAUGGCUUGCAGAACGGAGAUGCAGGUUACGAGAAGGACACUAGACAUUUUGGGAACGGUUCCCAAAAGCCAAACUUGGAUUUAAAUGAACAUGAAGCAGAUCCCGAUUUGCCCGGAGUACUGGAUGUGAAUAACGAGUCUCCCGUCAUGAAUGGAAUUGGUUCUUCUCUGGCGAACGGAGGCCUGAAUCUUCAUAGCACUGUGAAAAGGAAGCUGGAAGGGGAGAAAGAUUACGUCUUUGAUAAGAGACUCAGGUACAGCGUGCGUCAGAACGAGAGCAACUGUCGGUUCAGAGACAUUGUAGUACGCAAAGAAGAUGGAUUCACGCACAUCCUCCUGUCCAGUCAGACCUCAGAUAACAAUGCACUGACUCCAGAGAUCAUGAAGGAGGUCCGGAGAGCACUGUGCAACGCAUCCGCCGAUGACAGCAAACUCCUGCUUCUCAGCGCGGUGGGCAGCGUGUUCUGCAGCGGCCUAGAUUAUUCCUAUUUAAUUGGCAGGUUGUCCAGCGACCGAAGAAAAGAAAGCACUAGGAUUGCAGAAGCUAUAAGGGAUUUUGUCAAAGCUUUUAUCCAGUUUAAGAAGCCAAUCGUGGUUGCAAUCAACGGCCCUGCUCUAGGCCUAGGGGCUUCCAUUUUACCACUCUGCGAUAUUGUCUGGGCAAGCGAAAAGGCCUGGUUUCAGACACCCUAUGCAACUAUCCGUCUCACUCCAGCAGGCUGCUCAUCAUAUACAUUUCCACAGAUUCUGGGUGUUGCUUUGGCAAAUGAAAUGUUGUUCUGUGGACGGAAACUAACAGCGCAAGAAGCCUGCAGCAGAGGCCUCGUCUCCCAAGUCUUUUGGCCCACAACAUUUGGGCAAGAAGUGAUGCUGAGAGUGAAGGAAAUGGCAUCCUGCAGUGCAGUGGUAUUGGAAGAAUCUAAAUGUCUGGUCCGGAGCUUCCUGAAGUCUGGCCUUGAAGAUGUAAAUGAGAAAGAAUGCCAGAUGUUAAAACAGCUCUGGAGUUCUUCCAAAGGACUGGAUUCAUUAUUCAGCUAUUUGCAAGACAAAAUUUACGAAGUCUGACAUUGCUGCGCAACUUGAAAGAUGGGGGAGGAAGCAUGUUCCAAGAGAAAAGGGAUUUCAGGUGUCACCAGGGUUUGAGACAAUAAUAAAAAAGUCAAACCCAGAUCCAGCAUAACCUUCAGAGGAAUUUGUGACCCUGUAUCUAUGGUUGUGUCAGUUUCCUUGUGAGUUAAAUAGAGAAGUUCAACGGCUGUUCCUAGCAGGUUUGAUUCUUGUUCAACAAAGGGAGAGGCAGAUGUAUUGAGAGCUGUAUCUUAAUGUAUGCUUGGCUGGAUAGAACUGUACAUUCCGUGUGCUAGAAAGCACUAGUGUACCCCAUCAAGGCACACUGCGAAAAUCAAUGUCUUUUUUCUUUUUUAAUUUAACUUAUUCUUGCUACUGUGAGCAACUUACCUUUGCAUUGACCCAAGCAGAUCAGUUUAGAGUUUGGGUCGAAGCCACACUUUUCAGGCCUGCUUUAGAAAUAUUUUAAUACUUUUGUUUUUUGUUUGUUCAGAGAUUAGCCAUGGAAUGGAUUUAACGGGGGGGAGUAUAAUUUGUGGGUGUGAUGUAUAAAAAUAUAUAUAUAUUGCAAAGAAAAGAGAGAAAAAACCCUACUUUGAAUUAUGUUUUUUCCACCCUGUUGUUGAAUUUAUUUAAUUAAUUUAUUUGUGUCUCUCCGUAUGCGUGUGUGUGUGUGUCUGUAUGUGUACAUACACAUAAAUUGGACUGUUGGUCUGGUUAAUAUAUUAUUAUUUUUAUUAUUAUUAUUUUCUUUUCAGAUUUCCCCAGAUCGGACAGCUGUUUUGCACGAGUGUACAAGCUCUUUGGUUUACUAUAAACAGACUGAGCUGUGCAUACAAGAAAAACACGAUAAAACAGGAAUGCUGCAGGGCAUUAAAAAGCAGCAGAGAGUAGAUCAUCAUUUUAGAUUCCUUAAGGAAAACCAAUCAAAUGCUGAAGCUGUGAGUUUUGCAUGAGUCCUCCUCCUCUUCAUGACAACUUGAGGCAUAGGUAGGGUGUGGUGAUUUAAAAAAAAAAAAAAGCUAAUAUGUUUACGAUUUUUUUAUUAGCUACACAUGAAUAACAGGGUGAAUGGUGCCUAACUUGCGGUGCCAACAAAGGGUUAAGCAUUCUUUUGUGCUGUGAAUCUGAAAACCUAAGCUUCACACGCUUUUUUCUCCAGAUUGGGUAUAAUACCUUUUGGAGCUUUGAGGAAGGCCAGCAAGAAACUCCUAAAUGAGCCUGAAUUAGAUGAGGAAAGGCUUGCAUACUUCUUAAAUUCUCUCAUCCUCCAUGGCCAGUCUCUCCACCAGGAAAUUGCACAAAGACAUAAGAUUUCCUUCAGAACAAUCUGUGGCUGUUUACUCUUAGAAUGUGACCCCAAUGACUCCUGGAAACAAUGGCUGGAUUUUUGCCCCCCGUAUUGCAUCAGUUUAUAAUGUAUAUGAAGUCCCUGGAGAAAACACCAAAAGGAACUUGCUCUUCAGGUUAAGCAAAGAAGCUGGUGAGCCCAAUCAAGGUGCAUUAAAAUAAAAGGUUUACAUGUGUGGGCUCUUCUAGCGGUUGGUGUGUGGCUCGCCAUCCUCUGGCUACUCUGAAUUAAAUGCUACUUCUUUUAAGACUGUAAGAAGGAAACAAAGGAAAUAGUGGGAACAGAAUGAGGGUUCUCGUUACCUCUAAGAUUGGUCAGCUUUAUGGAAUACAGAGAGUAGCUUUCAGGACAUUCCUAAACAUUCUCUCUCUCUCUCUCUCUCUCUCUCACCAUCCAUUCAAUGUUAAGUAGAAAACACUUUCCAUUUCAAUUCCAUUUCUUUUUAAGCUUCAGAGGUUCCAAAUGAGACUUCUAGGUUCUGGGAGUUUUUUAUUAUUUUAUUUUAGGGUUUUGCUUUGUAUUUGGCAAAGCUCCACCUAAUUUGAACACAUCUAUAGAUAUCUUCUUACCUAUCAUUGCAGAGUCUGGCUUCUUGUUCAAUAUUUUUGGAAAGCAAUAUGCACAGCGGCUUGUGGAACUCUUAUGCACAAGUGUUGGAAGCAAAGACCACAUUCUCCAGUUAAUGGCUGGUGCCUCUCUUAUUCUCUGUUGUGCAUGGUCUCAACAAACUCAUGUACCAUUUUCUGCUGUCGCCCAACUGACUUCCUUAGAUUCCAUGUGUGAAGUGGAGUCCUUGGACAUAUCCUCAUAGCGAGAAUACUUGUGACAAAAUAUAUGGGAAAACAUCUUUAUAAAAUAAUUCUUUCAUGUCUCUCAACAAAUGGUACAACCCCAAAUGACGUAUCAGACAUUUUUGUGAACCAAUGGGAAGUGUCCACAGCAUAGGAAGGCUUGCAUUGUGUAAAUUCUUGGGAGUAUGAAAUUUUGGUUUUAGACCAACAUUUUCUCAUGAUGUACCUGAUUUUUCAACACUGUUUCAUCAGCAGCCUUUUCAAAUUAUCCUCAAUGUUUUUCUUGGCAGAUAAAUGGCUGAACCACACUGAAUACAAUUUCUUCAUUAAAAUUAACUCUAAAAGCUCUAAAGCUUUUAAACAUUUCAAAAAAUCAUACCUAGGUGGUUAAUCUAACUUCAGUUUAAUUUUUUUUAAAGAAAAAAGUAUAGUGAUUAUUUUUUUAAAAAAACUUUCCCAUUUAGUUUCAUCUUUCUAUUGUCCCUGGGUAUUCAGCUGUAUAGGUGUACUGUAUAGAUAAGACUGAAUACCUUUAUGAAUAUUCACAGUAUUUAAUAAAAAUGCAAAUUUAUUGUUAUGUAUGCUAUAUUAUUUCAUGUAAAUGCUUUUGUACAAAUCUUUUAAGGAUUGGCAAUUUUGGCAUUUGUAGAUAUGGAAAAGUAAGCAAUUCAUUUCUGUGUGUUUGUCUUGCAUGUAUAUUUUUGCUGUACAUAAAUUGUGGCUUUAGUUGGGUACCCUUCUGUUUCAAUGAAUAAGCUGUCCAACUUUAAUAAGUAUAUAUUUUCAAAAAUAAAAACUUUUAUAUUUCCGUGGUAGAUUAGGGUAAGCGUUUUAGGCAAUCUUUUUCCACGAUGGUAAACCAUUAUUUUAAUCUUAAGCAUCCUGGGGUUGGUGCCAAUUCUUUUCCACUUAGAAUUCUAAUACGCUCUUUUACUCUUAUAAAUAUAUGCAGGCAGGGUGUUUUUUUAAAUUAUUUCUUUGGUUUUUCCAGCAUUGAAACAACCGAGUUUAAGGUAUAAUUUGUAAAUUUACUGCGUUUGUGAAUAAGCCUUACCACUAGGUUGAAUCAAAUGUUGUUAACUGCAUAAGUAAGAUGGAGGGUUCAGUGAGAUGCAGUGGCAACAGACCCAUGUGUUAGAACAUAGGUUGCAACCAUGCAGAUAUUAAGCAAGGGGUGGGGACAACUUCAUGAUGACCCCUCUCUUCACACACCUUUUUCCCCACCAAAACUCCCCCUCCCCCAAAAUUACUUCCUACCUUCCAGAUUCCAAAACUGAGUGUAUGUCCUCUAGGGGGGAAAGUUGCUGUGGAGAGUUGAUUCUCAGGACAGGAAACAUAUAGAUAAAGAAAGUGUUCAGCAGAACCCACAUUCUAAGAAAUGGGUUGUGUCACCAUCAUAUCUAAUUAGACCCUAAGAAAUUUCUCUCUUCUCUCCCCGCCCUCACCUUUCUCCAGUUGAUGCAUUCAGAGACUUGGCAAAUUUAGAAUUCGAGGCCUUAAGUUUUUCCUUGUGAAAUGGAUAAUACGGGUUGUUUCUUUCAAACAACAUAGUUAGACUUCUCGGCAUGGGUAUUAUUCUGUAUAAACUCUGCAUAAAGUCCAUCCAGCCACAUUAAUCAAUCUCAGGCACUUUUUUUUUCAGUGGCUGGAUCUCUAAAAGUCAAAUCUGGCUGAAGCCAACUCUCUUCAGGAGACACUAAAGUUUACAUUGGGACUUACAGACAAUCUUAAUAGUGGAUGCAUUAUCUCUGUUUACCCAAUUAACUGUAUGUUUUUAAGCCAUACCACUACUUUAAAUACCACAUGGGAAGUCAGUUGGUAACUCACUGACAUCGUCAACAGGAUUUUGACUUCUAGGGAAUAAUAUAUAGAAAUAUAUAUAUAUCUUCCAUUAAAAAAUAAGGACCAAAGAGUUAUCCAUUAUCCCAAUCAAGCAUUGGUUAGAAGACAAAACAAUUUUAUCUGUACAGCAAAGGAUCGUCUGUUGAUUCCCUUUCAACAUGCGUUCUAUAUCAUUCUUAUUCAUUUCAGCAUAUUUGGGCAGAAUAGCCAGUGUGGGUCUAUCUGCUUAAGAAAAAAAGUUGGAACUUGAAAGAUAGUCAGUAAAUGAUGGAGUGCCUAUUGGUAAGGCUUAUUACCAAACUUUGGAGAUAAAGCAAAUAACCAAAAAAAAAUUAACAAAAUUGCAGAAUUCUUCUGUGAAACUUAUUUGAUUUUUAAUGAGUAUCUUGCACAACAGAAUUAAAAUGUAGACAUUUUCUGAUCAGGCCAGUAAGUUAUUUUGUUGUCUGGAUAUCAUAGGAUAAAAUGGAAACAGUUUCCAAUAUUUGUGAUGAAGGCAAGUGCACAGUAUAACAUGAAUAUGAGGGUAUGGGGCACCCCUUAACCGCAGUGUUGUAAAUAAUAUUUUGGAAGCUAGUUUAGCACUAGUUUCUUCUGAUUUAUCAAAUCUUGACUGUCUAGAUCCAAUUGUACACAAUAUAUUUGUCAAUGGUCCUGUAAACUAGUGUAUGAACACAUUUUUCUGGGUGCCUUAGAAGUUGUAUUUUUCAUGUGUGUUAAUAUGCAGU